UGCCGACGCAUACACGUACUCUAACCGACUGUUACGGAGCCACAUCUCUUGCUGCCACCAUGUAUUGAUAAACUUCAUCGUGCAUGAUCACGCCGUAAAGGUAAAUUCGGCGCCACCCAAAACCGCCUCCAACUUCCAAUCUUCAACGAAUUGAUAUAAAGAGCAACGGAUGAACAAUAAUGGAGGGAGGAUGUCGCAGUUGAAAAUGUACCUCUGUCGCUGAUUAUGCUAACGUCACCACUUCCAAUCUUCAACGAGUUGAUAUAAAGUGCAACGGAUGAACAACAAUGGAGGGAAGAUGUCGCAGUUGAAAAUGUACCUCUGUCGCUGAUUAUGCUAACGUCACCACUUCCAAUCUUCAACGAGUUGAUAUAAAAAGCAACGAAUGAACAACGAUGGAGAGUGGAUGUCGCAGUUGAAAAUGUACCUCUGUCGCUGAUUAUGCUAACGUCACCAUGUAUAAUCAUAGUGCACGUGUUAGUCAGGCCGUCUAGUUAUAAAUGAGUGAGGAUUCCAUGACGAACCACUUAAAAUACAUAUCAAUAUAGUGUUCUCAUUGUACAGACGCCAAUGAGUGAGAAAUACACGGUCGACCAGUGCAUGCUUUCAGUUCAAGUUCCGAUCAAUAGCAUUCCGCGACGUUACUUUUUAUGGCUCACAAUGUCAUUUGAAUAAGACAUUGAUGACGUUUUAGUCACGUGACAGUCGGACAUCGACACUAAUUUCUACGCAUUUGAGCUUAUUUCAAAGUCAAUUAUCUUUGACCCUGCAUUGUUUUUAGCAUGAAUGAUACCAUAGAGUCAGAGAGAGACAUAUUCAGAACAAUUAUGUAGUAUUCCAACACUCGGACAUGUGCCAGAUUGAAUCUGACUGCCCUAGUUAGAAAGCCUGAAUCCAUUACGAAACCGCAUGUUUGUCCGACAUUGCCUGUAAUUCAGCGAUGGGGAAAUAGAGGGCAGCAGCUGCAGUGACCUCAUUAUCGCGGAAUGCUAUUCCGUGGUUGUUAAUUGCUUCUUUCUGUCUUGACUUAUCAGCAUUUAGAAUGGGCUCCUCUGUGAAUUCAAAACUUUGGAAAGCACUUGAUAAAGGUGACGUGGAUCUUGCAAGAAAGGCACUAAACAAUGGGGCGAAUAUCAAUCAGCGCAAUGAAGACAACAAGACGCCCCUAAUGAAAAGUGUUAUUAAUGGACAUCUUGAUGUUGUUACAUUUUUAUUGGAUAGAGACGCUGAUAUCAAUUGUAAGGACAGGGAAGGCAACACUCCUCUUCUUCUGGCCAUAAUGAGAGGCCACAUUGUUAUGGCAAGGAUGCUGGUGGAUAGAGGUGCUGGUAUCAAUAUCAAGAAUGGACGAGGUGAUAAUCCUUUACAUUUGGCUAUAAAGGGAGGACACAUUAAUAUGGCAAGGGUGCUGGUCGAAGGAUCGAGAGGGGCUGAUAUCAAUAUAAGGAAUGGGCGGGGUGACAAUCCUUUACAUCUGUCUCUAAGAGGAAGUCACAUUGAUAUGGCUGAGGAGCUGAUCGAAAUAGGUGCUGAUCUCAAUAUCAAAGAUGGGUCAGUUGGCAGUCCUUUACAUUUGGCCAUAUCAGAAAAUCACAUUGGAAUAGCAAGUAUGCUGAUCAAAAGAGGUGCUGAUCUCAAUGACUAUGAAUGGUGUGGUGACUACCCUUUGCACUUGGCCAUAAAAGGGUACCACAUUGACGUGGCAAAGGAGCUGAUAGAGAGAGGUGCUGAUAUCAAUAUAAAGAAUGUGCAUGAUGCCAGUCCUUUACAUGUGGCCAUAGCGGGAGGUCACAUUGAUAUGGCGAGGGAGCUGAUAGAUAGAGGUGCUGAUAUCAAUAUCGUGAAUGGGCGGGGUGCCAGUCCCUUACACUUGGCCUCGAAGGACGGUCACAUCGAUAUGGCAAGGAUGCUGAUUGAUAAAGAAGCUGAUGUUAAUAUCAGAGAUAUGGGAGAUGCCAGUCCUUUACAUUUGGCCGUAAAGGGAGGUCACAAUGAGACGGCCAUGGUGCUGAUCGAUAGAGGUGCUGACGUGAAUAUCAGGGAUAUGAACGGUGCCAGUCCUUUACAUUUGGCCACACUGAGGGACCCUAUUGAUAUGGCAAAUAUGCUGAUCGAGAGAAGUGCUGAUGUUAAUAUCAGGGAUAUGAACGGUGCCAGUCCUUUACAUUUUGCCACACGAACAGGCCGCAUUGAUAUGGCAAAUAUGCUCAUCAAUAGAGGGGCUGAUGUUAAUAUCAGUGAUAUGCGCGAUGCCAGCCCUUUACCUUUGGCUAGAGGGAUAGGCCGCAUUGAACGGCCAAAUGUGCGUGUUGACAAUCCUUUACAUUUGGCCAUAAGGGGCGGUCGAAUUGAUAUGGCAAGACUGCUGAUCGAUAGAGGUGCUGUGAUCAAUAUCAAGGAUGGAAAGGGUGACUAUCCUUUACAUUUGGCUAUAAGGAGAAAUCACGUUGAUAUGGCAAAGGAACUGAUCGGUGGAGGUGCUGAUGUCGAUAUCGAAGACAGUGGGGGUGCCCGUCCUUUACAUUUGGCCGUUAAUGGAGGUCAGAUUGAAGUGGUAAGGAUGCUGGUCGAUAGACGUGCUGCAGAUAUCAAUGUAACAACAAGCCUGGGUGACAGUCCUCUACAUUUGGCUGUAAAAGAAACCCACAUUGAUAUUGCAAGGGAGCUGAUUGCUAGAGGAGCUGAUGUCAAUAUCAAUGAUGUCUGGGGUGCCAGUCCUUUACAAAGUGCCGUAAAUGGAGGUCAUAUUGAAAUGGCAAUGGUGCUCUUUAAUAGAGGCGGUACUGCUGUCAGUGCCGAGGAUUCUCGAUGGGACAAUCUUUUGCAUUUGGCGAUUAAGACAGGUUGCAUUGAUGUGGCAAGAAUGCUGAUUCAUGGGGGGACUGAUAUCAACCUCAAAGAUAGUCUGGGUGAUAGUCCAUUACAUUUGGCAAUAAAGAGAGCUGAAGUUAAUAUGACAGGUUACAUUGAUGUGGCAAGAAUGCUGAUUCAUGGGGGGACUGAUAUCAACAUCAAAGAUAGUCUGGGUGAUAGUCCAUUACAUUUGGCAAUAAAGAGAGCUCAAAUUAGUAUGGCAGGGAGCUGA
Messenger RNA from Lineus longissimus, 3085 nucleotides. RefSeq names its product ankyrin-1-like. The record is from RefSeq and is a predicted model, not a curated record. Gene Ontology annotation, molecular function: protein binding. The coding region runs from base 1043 to 3085 and encodes 680 amino acids. NCBI's taxonomy places the organism in Eukaryota, Metazoa, Nemertea, Pilidiophora, Heteronemertea, Lineidae. The transcript has a single exon.